CCUUUCCUCCACCUUCCCACCUUUUCUUGCCAUUGUCGCCUUUCUUCGGGGUCCUUCAUUCUGCUCUGGUGUGGAGGACCCACACCCCACCCCCACCCUCGCCUCACCCCACCCCACACCGUACCUCUAUCUCUCUAUUGCUUCUCGUGUGAAAGAAAAAUCAAAUCUUUUACGCAUUUCAACUGUAACCACCAUUUGAGUUCAAGAUAGAGGCAACAAGUUCGAUUGGAGGAGGAAGAUUUGGAGGGGAAAUUUGACGGUUUCAAGACAGGAUUUUGGUGCUCCUUUAAUUGGUGCAAAGGAGCAACGAUUUGUUUUGAGAGUCAAGUUGUGAGGAUCUUGACGACAUGAGUUGCUUCCCAUGUUUUCAAAACAAGGAAGAAGACAGCGAGGAGGAGAACAAUGAUAUUCUCGUAGCUCAGCCUAAAAAUUUCACCCCACCAACUACCCCUCCUGUAAAUAAUAGCCAUCAUCAUUAUCAAGAUCCAUUAGAAGAUAGCAGAAAUGCAGCAGAACUUGAAGAUACCUCAGUUAAAUCUUUCACCUUCCGCGAAAUCGCCACUGCCACCAAGAACUUUCGUCAAGAAUGUCUGUUGGGCGAAGGAGGGUUCGGAAAAGUAUUCAGGGGGACGCUUCAAUCGACCGGACAGGUUGUUGCUGUUAGGCAACUGGAGAGGAAUACCGGAGGCAAGGACUUUGUGUUUGAGAUCUCAAAUCUGAGUCUCCUUCGCCAUCCAAAUCUAGUCAAGAUGGUCGGAUAUUGUGGCGAAGGAGAGCAGAGGCACUUGGUGUACGAGUACAUGCCAUCCGGUUCUUUGAAGAGCUUUCUAUUUGACCGUCAUGAUGGGCAAAAACCAUUGGACUGGAGUGAGAGAAUGAAGAUUGCAUAUGGUAUUGCAUCGGGGCUUGAGUACCUACACGAGAAGGCAGACCCCACAGUCAUAUAUCGCGAUCUGAGAUCCUCAAAUGUGCUCCUUACCGAGACCAAAAAUCCUAAGCUCUCGGAUUAUGGGCUUGCCAAGAUCGUGCAGGGUGGCAACAAGAUGCAUAUGUCUGUGAUGACGGGUUUCAAUGGAUAUUGCGCCCCUGAGUUUGAGAAGAACGGCGAGCUGACAGUGAAGUCGGAUGUUUAUAGCUUUGGCGUAGUGCUGCUAGAGCUCAUCACAGGCCGUAAGGCCUUGGACACCUCUCUGCCACCGGACGAGCAAAGCUUAGUUAGCUGGGCACAACCGCUUUUCAAGGAUCCGUCCAAGUUCCCGGAUAUGGCGGAUCCUCUUCUCAGGAAAGGGUUCCCCGUGACGGGCUUGAACCAAGCAGUCGGAAUCGCAGCCAUGUGCCUGCAGGAGGAGCCGAUAGCGCGCCCCUUCAUCAGUGACAUAUCAGCUGCAAUUAGCUUCCUGGCAAUGGCACCUCCUCAGGCACCCGUUCCUGAUCUUGCUCCUGUGUUGUCGAAGGCAGCAUCCUCGCGCCAAGGUGGAGGUGGCAAUGACGGUCAUAAACAUGACGAUGAUACUUCCUCAGAUAGUGAAGAAGAAGAAGACGAAGAAGAAAAAGUAAAAAAACAAGACAAGCCUAACAAACAGGAGCAGUACUCUGAUUAUAGCUCCGAGGAUGAUGAUCAGAGUUCUGAUGGUACAGAUGCUGAGGAGACGAGCAAGAACAUGGAGAAGGCGCGGUGCAAAUCAACAAAAUCGGUGAAGAUGCAAAGCCGCUCAGAUUCAAGAAGCAAUAACAAGAAAUCCAUGAAGACAUCUGAGUCAAAAGGCAAUAACAAGAAAUCCAUGAAGAUGCAGAACCGCUCAGAUAACAAGAAACCUUCCAAGGUCGAAACUCCCCCGGAUUCAAGGAGUAACCGGAGCAGCUGCAGCUCAUCAGACGACGAGCCUCUUCCUCCUCCCAUUCAACAGCCUCAUGAUCACGAAGAUGAUUACGAUCAAUUUAGCUCGAGUAGUGAUGAUGAAAACUGGGAUGGCAGAGAGCAACAACGUCCUAGUCGUGGCAGCAGCGUGAGUUCGGACGACGACGGGUACUGAUCGAGGGCGACAUGCACAAAAAAAUGUGGAAAAGCUAAGCAACAUUGAAAUCUCGGAGGAUGCAUCUUAGCUUCUUCAUAGAUUAUAUUUUUUGAAGGCGAAGACGAAUGGAGGAGAUGAACAUCAAGUAGGUGAUGAUUUCGAGUUCUCAAUUUGAUCAAAACACUUAUAUAUUUCACCAUCGGAAGAUCAAGAUCUCUUCAAGCUAAGGAUAUCCACACACACACACACACACACACUUAUGUUAUAGGGCAUUGAGGUAUACUGAUGAACAGUCUACAUUUUUACUCUUUUUUCCUUUUCUCCUUCACAGAUUUUUUUUUGCUAGGUUUUUUCAAGUGAAACAUGCAAGUAAAUAUUUUAAGUACUAUUUUGAUUCCAUUAUAUAAUGUGAAUCAUAAUAUGUGAAUUACCUUAACAGUAGUAUGUUCAGCAGCUUGAAAGCAUGCUGAAACUUUUUUUUUUCUUUUUUUUUUCUCUUCAUAUAUAAUAGUUUGAAAACGACGUUGGAUCGUUUCUUGCAAAA
Salvia miltiorrhiza (redroot sage) is the source of this 2559-nucleotide messenger RNA. Its product is annotated as probable serine/threonine-protein kinase PBL25. Lineage: Eukaryota; Viridiplantae; Streptophyta; Magnoliopsida; Lamiales; Lamiaceae. The transcript has 5 exons. The coding region runs from base 348 to 2033 and encodes 561 amino acids. The record is from RefSeq and is a predicted model, not a curated record. Gene Ontology annotation, molecular function: protein kinase activity; ATP binding. Gene Ontology annotation, biological process: protein phosphorylation.